AUGCAGCGCGCUACGACGCUGUGGUACCACGACCAUACGAUGGGAUUGACCGCGCUGAACAUGGCUGCGGGAAUGGCGGGGCUGUACAUUAUCCGCGACCCGCAGGGCGAAGAGAAGCAGUUCAAAAAAUGGAUGCCAAGUGACGAGCGGCAACUGCACCUCGUGAUUGCCGACAGGAUGUUUUUCGCGAACGGAUCCAUCAAUUAUCCGAACCAGGGCUUUGUACCGAAUGUACACCCCAACUGGAUACCCGGUUACAUCGGCGAUACAAACGUUGUAAAUGGCAAGGUCUGGCCGUACCUCGAGGUUCGGCGAGCGAUGUACCGGAUUCGCAUGGUGAAUGCAGCCAACGCGCGCACGUACAACCUCACCUUCCAGUGCGCUGCAGCUGGCGACUCCAAUUUCACCCUCCCUCUUGCUGGACCCGUGCUGCCCUUCUACCUGGUGAGACUUCAACACUGCACCCGCCUGCUGCCCCGUCCUCUCCCCUCCCCGCUCCCCCAACCCUGUGACCCGUCCUCCCACUUCCUUCCUCCCCGUUGGAUUGGCUCCGAUGGCGGUUAUCUCGCCCGCCCUGUGCGCAGCUCCUCUCUGCUCUUCGCCCCAGGCAUGCUGCACAACCUCCUCCUCAACUUCAACGCCGCUGCACUCGCCUGUGCACCUCUUUCCCCUCCUCCCUCUCCUCCCCCACCCGCCCCACCCUCCCACUCCCCCCCACCCUGCCAGAUCGGUUCCGAUGGAGGCUACUUGGCUCACCUUGUGCGCAGCUCCUCUCUGCUCUUCGCCCCGGGCACACGUCAUGACCUCCUACUCAACUUCAACGCGGCACCCUCGGCGUGCCAGGACGUCAUUCUGGUCAACAGCGCCGCCAUUCAACCGCUCCCCCAACCCUGGGACCCGCCCUUUCAGUGCUCUUUGCCCCGUGACCCGUCCCUCCCCUCCCCUCCCCUCCCCAUCCCCCUCCCCAUCCCCAUCCCCCAACCCGGGCAGAUUGGCUCUGACGGAGGCUACCUCGCCCGCCCUGUGCGCAGCUCCUCUCUGCUCUUCGCCCCGGGCGUGCGGCACGACCUGCUCCUCGACUUCAACGCGGCACCCUCAUCAUGCCAGGACGUCAUCCUGGUCAACAGCGCCUCCAUCCCCUUCCCCGUGGGGCUGCCUGCUGACUCGUUCACGGGCGUGGUCAUGCGCUUCAAUAUCAGCAAGCUCCCGCGCGUGAAGACUUCUUCUUUUCCCAAGAGCCUCUCUCAAGCUCCCGCGCGUGAAGACUUCUUCUUUUCCCAAGAGCCUUUCGGUGAGUGUGUCUCUCUUGCUGUGUCCGUCUAA
This is a messenger RNA of Closterium sp. Yama58-4, 1323 nucleotides long. Lineage: Eukaryota; Viridiplantae; Streptophyta; Zygnematophyceae; Desmidiales; Closteriaceae. The record is from the annotation of a GenBank genome assembly.